AUGACCGCCGCUCCCGCCAUACCCGCCCUGCGCGGAUUCCUAACGCCACCGACGGACGAGGAGACGCUCACCAUGUUUGUGCCCACAGACGCCAAGGAGGUCGAGAUUGAAGCACACAUCAAGGACCACUGGCUGUCGCGGCAGAUGCGGGAAAAGGAGGGCUUCACCGAGCUGCGGCCGCACAUGAAGAUACCCGAGCCGUUCCGGGCCAACAACCUGACGGCGGGCGUCCUGAGGGGACCCGGCAGGGUGCCUGUGCCGCCCGUGGCCUGGGUCGAGGCGGGCGGCAAGAGCCUCGUCAGCAUCACGUACCUGGGCGAGGAGCUCUGCGGCCACCCGGGCAUCGUGCACGGCGGGUUCCUGGCCACCAUGCUCGACGAGGGCAUGGCCCGCUGCUCCUUUGGCGCCCUGCCGCACAAUGUCGGCAUGACGGCCAACCUCAACAUCAACUACCGCGCCCCCGCCAUGGCCAACAACUAUGUCGUGCUCCGCGCCGAGACGAUCAGGGUCGAGGGCAGAAAGGCCGAGGUCACGGGGCGCAUCGAAACCCUACCCGAAAAGGAGGGCGACGCCCCCGUGGUGCUGGCAGAGGCCACGGGAAUCUUUGUCUCGCCGAAACAAGCCGCCAUGAUGAAGAAUGUCUUUCCCGUACAAUGA
Molecule: messenger RNA, 657 nt
Organism: Pestalotiopsis fici W106-1
Lineage: Eukaryota; Fungi; Ascomycota; Sordariomycetes; Amphisphaeriales; Sporocadaceae
Exons: 1
Coding region: 1-657 (218 amino acids)
Source: RefSeq, a predicted model, not a curated record